Fusarium pseudograminearum CS3096 is the source of this 876-nucleotide messenger RNA. RefSeq lists its product as uncharacterized. The transcript has 3 exons. The record is from RefSeq and is a predicted model, not a curated record. The coding region runs from base 1 to 876 and encodes 291 amino acids. NCBI's taxonomy places the organism in Eukaryota, Fungi, Ascomycota, Sordariomycetes, Hypocreales, Nectriaceae.
AUGGCUUUCCACGAGUCAAAAGCCGUGACCAUGUCAUGUAUAGAGAUCACACCGAUGCCACAAUUGGCCGAGGCGAUAGACAAAGCAGAUGACUGGACGGGAACAAAGGACGCUGCAGCACGAAGAAGGGCACAGACGAGGCUUAAUAUGAGAGCAUACAGAAAACGCAAAGCUCAAGAGAAAAAGAACCAGUUAGCGGUUGUCAAGCAAGAAACAACAAUUGACCUAUGGGAUAUCAAGCAAGAACUCAUGUCAAGCGUUUCAUCAUCCAACGCUAAACAACUAUACAACUCCAGAAACCCACUGAUGCCGUACAAAACACAGAACAAUCAGCUCAACAUCAUCUUUCCUCUCUGUCCAGACCAUCUCAUUACACUUCUUCAGUACAACGCUCUCCGCGCUCUUUCCGUCAACCGCAGCUUGAUAUCUGGAAUUCUCUACACACCUCUCGAAUGCGACCAGGAGAUCAUCCAUGUAGUUCCAUACCCUCCCAACCCAGAGUCUAUUCCUGCCGCUCUUCUUCCAACACUUCUCCAACAGACGGUGCCACAUGGAGACUGGAUUGAUUUGUUUCCGUCCCCAGAAGGAAGAGACAACUUGAUCCGCGCUACGGGCACUUUUGAUGAAGAUGACCUGUGGGCGGAUUGUAUCGGGGGGUUGUAUGAAGGAUACCCUGAUGACGAGAUGGAGAAACGCGGUAUGAUUGCAUGGUCGCCGCCAUGGGAUAUUUCUGGAUGGGAGAUGUCGCCAGGGUUUGUUGAGAAAUGGGGUUGGUUGUUCAAAGGGUUGUCGGGGCCAAUGGAGGCGACGAAUCGAUGGCGAGUUGAAAGGGGUGAAGAGCCACUUGUUGAGAUGUUUGAAGAACUGCGCCUGUAG